Electrophorus electricus (electric eel) is the source of this 3357-nucleotide messenger RNA. It is a transcript of the gene adck2, whose product is annotated as aarF domain containing kinase 2. NCBI's taxonomy places the organism in Eukaryota, Metazoa, Chordata, Actinopteri, Gymnotiformes, Gymnotidae. The record is from RefSeq and is a predicted model, not a curated record. Gene Ontology annotation, cellular component: mitochondrion.
CAUUAAUGUCAAGUAUGAAUGAAUGUAAACAUACUUAGAUACAUGCCGUUUGGGGGUAAGACAUAUGAAUGCUGUAGUGAGAAUUUUGAGCUGUAUUUUGUUCCAUUUCGAAAUUAGUUAAAAUGUAAAUUAGUUUAAUAACUGAGGGGUAUAUUUGUUCGAUGAUAGAACUAUCGCUGAAUAGCAAGCUAGCUGUUAUAAUUAGUUGAUAAUAGCUAGUUAGAUGAUAUAGCUAGAUUAGCUAAUUUACACUGAAUUGGCUUGAUUUGAACUACAUGGAAGUUCGCAGUUUGUAGACUUUAAUGACUUAAAGCUACUACGUUUUUGUUUAAGAAUUUGACGCUCAGUGCCAGUAUGUAUAUUUAGACAGGCUACUUGAUAACUAGCUACUUCACGUUACGUUACAGACUUUGGUGUAGUCUUAACUUUUAGUGCCUUAUCCAUAUAAUGUUUCACUUUUUAAGUGUGUAGCUAUAAUAGUAAUACCAUCCUGGUAAAUGUUGCUCAAAUAUAAAUUUUUUACAAGUUUAUAACAGUAACUGAUGAUAGAGUUCCAUAAAACUGCCAAGGCUACAUCAAAAUGGCUGCAUUUUGGGCAAAAAACAUUUUCAGAUGCCUUAGAUGCACCAUUAAUAGAGUCUCGGUGUCUGUUCAAGUUAUGCCACGCAGGACUUUAAUUGUUAAACAAGGUCACAUUGUCUCUCAAAUCCCCAAAGUUGCACUGCUGUGUUGGGGGCUGAGCAGGGUUACUCAGGCCUCAGCGGAGGCUGAACUUCCCCAGAAGACCUCUGAGAAGAACUUUGUUGCCAAAGUGCAGAUACAUAGAUUUGUAUUCGCCUCACGAUUGGGUGUCCGUGCCUUGGUGCUCUUGCUCAAAUUCAGCCCUCUCUUGCUGCUAUACCCCCUGAGCCUGCUCUUCAAGAGCUGGUCCUCCUAUUGGCUAGAUGCCCUGCUGUGGGUCACAGAAACCUCUGGGCCAACGUUCAUCAAACUUGGCCAGUGGGCCAGUACAAGACGAGACAUUUUUUCACAGGAGUUCUGUGAUCGUUUUUCCCAUCUCCACGUGAGGGUGAAGCCCCACCCCUGGGCCCACACUAAGCAGUGCCUGCGGCGCGCCUUUGGGGAGGGCUGGAGACAGCUGUUUGUGUUUGACAGUAAGGAGCCUGUGGGCUCAGGCUGCGUGGCACAGGUGUACCAGGCCAAGGCUCGUGUGGCAAGUGUGGAGGACAUAGCUUUCCAGCAGCUUGUGGAGAGCCUGGAGAAAGAUGAUCUACUGGAAGCUUGGGAGAUCUCAGGACUUGGAGGAGCUUGGGGUCAGUGGUGGGGGCCAGAGAAGGGAGAGAUGUCAGAGACCCAGGAGAGUAAUUCUGCAGAGCUUUUACACAGUCAUGGCAAAUACACAGAAGAGGAGUGUCUCAUACCUGUGGCAAUUAAGGUGCUUCAUCCUGGCAUCAGGAGGCAGGUUCAGAUGGACCUGAUUCUAAUGAAGGCAGGGAGCAUUCUUAUUAGCUAUUUACCUGGCCUCAAGUGGCUCAGUCUCCCUGAGGUGGUUGAUGAAUUUGAGAAACUCAUGACUAAACAGAUAGACCUUCGUUUUGAAGCAAAGAAUAUGGAAAGGUUCAAGAAUAACUUCAAGGACUUUGAAUGUGUUAAAUUUCCAACACCACUAAGACCUUUUGUCACAAGGACAGUCCUGGUGGAGACAUACGAGGAGAGUGAACCCAUUUCCACCUACCUCAGAUCUGAGGUUCCUGUGGCCAUGAAGCAGAGAAUUGCACGGAUGGGGGUGGACACUUUGCUGAAAAUGGUGUUUGUGGAUAACUUUGUCCAUGCGGAUCUCCACCCAGGGAAUAUCCUGGUGCAGUGUGGUGAGGGAGACGGGCCCCAGGUUAGGCCCACUCUAACAGACCUUUGUGACACAGUGGUGGUCAGUAUGCGGCCGAUGCCUCCUCCACUUCAGCUGAUACUGCUGGACGCUGGGAUCGUGGCCCAGCUCAGUGAGGCAGACCUGCGCAACCUCAGAGCUGUUUUCACUGCUGUUGUACUUAGACAGGGUGAACGUGUGGCAGAACUGAUCCUGAAUCAAGCCAGGGCUAGUGAAUGUAAGGAUGUAGCAAGCUUCAAAAGGGAAAUGGCUGAGCUUGUGAACCACACCCUCAGCAACACACUGUCUCUGGGAAAGGUUCAGGUGGCAGAAUUACUGUCCCGUGUGUUUGGAUUACUCAUCCACCACAAGGUGAAGCUAGAAAGUAAUUUUGCCUCCAUUGUGUUUGCCAUCAUGGUGUUGGAAGGCUUGGGCAGGUCCCUGGACCCUAACCUGGACCUUCUGGAAAUCGCCAAGCCUCUGCUGCUAAAGAACUGUGCCUCUCUUCUCUCCUGAGCUCCAGCACAGUAGUGGAAGCCCUAAUGCACAGUGAAACAGUUUGGGUUCAAUGUACAAAGUUCCUUUAGCUUUGACAAAUGAUCAACCAAUAUCUGAUUUGUUGUUAAUGUCUGAAAGCCACACCUCAAACAGAGAAUUAAUGGAAAUUAUUCCAUUACAAGAAGGUGCAACUAAUGGGACUUCAGAUUUACUUCAGUGAGUCCCUCGACUCUUUGCAUCCAAAACAACUAAUGACCUCAAUCUUCUAACUGUAGGAGAGAUAGACAAUUGAGUAAGGCAUAUAAACGCUUUGUAGCUGAUUCAGAAAACAAAUUAAGCAUUUUUGAUAAUAGAAUGCAUCAGAUGUAGCUGUUAGAAAUGGUACCGAUUUGAAACCUUUACAGAUUCCAUGGUUUAUGCAUGUUGCUUUAACAAUACAAUGAAAAAAGAGGCCCAUACACUCUUACCAACUCUGGUUAGCAAAUUACUAUUGACCUUAUUAAGGGUACAUAUCCAGCAUGGCGUAAUACUGUUUCAUAUAUGGGGAGGUGUUUGUGUGGGAUUUUCUUUUUCAACUGACCCCCACUUUUAUUGUAGGGAAUCUUAGGAAUAAGAUAUAAAUGUUUUCAGCAGCCUACUUUAUUUUACAUUUGCGGCUCUUAUGCAUGAUUAUUUUACCUUCAUUUUGUCUUUUGCAAAAUUUGUCAUAAAACGUUUAGAGUAUGAGUUUUAUAAUCCUGUCUAUGUAUUGAAUAAUAUUGAUGUGCUUGAUUUACAUGUUUUGUCUUUGUUGUUCAAAGAUAAAUUUAUUUCCAAAUCUUUAUUUUAUUGCUGAAUGUCAUGCACCAAUACCUACUACCUCUGCAUGUUUUAGGAGGCUGUAAAUUUAGAUUGGGAUUUUAAUUUAUAUUACCAUGGGUGAGAGAAGGAUAUUUUUGUUGUGGUUUCUUACAGUAAUCAUUUGUGUGUUUAUAAUUAAACUGUUCAUAAUAUCA